Messenger RNA from Homalodisca vitripennis (glassy-winged sharpshooter), 870 nucleotides. RefSeq lists its product as uncharacterized. Bases 1 to 870 code for a protein of 289 amino acids. The transcript has a single exon. The record is from RefSeq and is a predicted model, not a curated record. NCBI's taxonomy places the organism in Eukaryota, Metazoa, Arthropoda, Insecta, Hemiptera, Cicadellidae.
AUGGAAGUGAGGUUAUAUGCUCCGGUGGUUGUGAGGUUAGUUUUCCAUAUAAAGUGCAUUAAGACUGAUCUAGAGGGCAGAAAGACAAGGUCUUACAAGGACUGGAAGUGUAAAAUCUGCAGAUCAUCUCAACCUGACCAACCUAACGUGAGUAAUGAUCUAAACAUUGAUACUGAUUGCCUAAUUAAGAUCUCUGAGGAACUUGCCAACCUAAGAAAGGAGAUGAGUAAACUCCGUGCAUCAGUUGAGUUUAUGUCUGAUAAAACAGACUCUACAAUACCAAUCAUGAAAGAAAUUAAAAAUGAACUAGCCUUGGUAAGGAAAGAAAAUGAGCAAUUGAAAGUAAUUAACAAAAGCCUAACCUCUGAUGUAUACGAGCUGCAAGACCGAGUGAGAUCUCUUGAGCAGUAUACUAGGAAAAAUAAUAUAGAGAUCAGCGGAUUACCAUCAUCGCCUAAUGAAAACAUACUCGACAUACUGAAGGAUGUGAGCCAAACGAUAGGCGUAGAGCUGGAAGAUAGUCAUAUCUCGGCUUCCCACCGCAUACCGUCAUACAGCAGGCAGCGAACACCAUCCAUAAUAGUCCAGUUCCAAAGGAAGGCAUUAAAGGACACUUGGAUUACCAAAUACAGAGAAAAGAGAAAUUUAAGUGCUAAACAGGUAAAUAAAACUUUUCCCGAUCAAAGGGUCUUCAUCAGUGAUCAUCUGUCCCCGGAAAACAAAAGGUUCUUAUCAAAGCUAAAGAUAAAAUGUAAGGACAUAGGCUACAAGUUCGCCUGGAGUAGAGAUGGAAAAUUUUUUGUUAGGAAAAAUGAAGGGGAAAAAUGCCAGAAGAUUGUGACCAAUGAUGACAUUGAAAAACUCAAGUAA